Peromyscus californicus insignis is the source of this 2829-nucleotide messenger RNA. RefSeq names its product acyl-coenzyme A thioesterase 5-like. NCBI's taxonomy places the organism in Eukaryota, Metazoa, Chordata, Mammalia, Rodentia, Cricetidae. Gene Ontology annotation, molecular function: fatty acyl-CoA hydrolase activity. Gene Ontology annotation, biological process: acyl-CoA metabolic process; fatty acid metabolic process. The record is from RefSeq and is a predicted model, not a curated record.
AUGGGAAAUGGAUCCUUCCCUGGGAUCAUAGACAUUUUCGGAGUUGGAGGUGGCCUUCUGGAGUAUCGGGCUAGUCUGCUGGCUGGGAAGGGUUUUGCUGUCGUCCUGGCUCUGGCUUAUUAUAACUACGAUGACCUCCCCAAGGACAUAGAUACCCUUCACCUGGAGUACUUUGAGGAAGCCGUGAACUACCUGCUCAGACACCCUCAGGUCAAGGGACUGGGGAUUGGCCUGCUGGGGACUUCCAAAGGGGCUGAACUCUGCCUCUCCAUGGCCUCUUUCCUGAAAGGAAUCACGGCUGCUGUCAUAAUCAAUGGCUCUAUGGCCAAUGUUGUUGGAACAUUACACUAUAAGGAUGUGACCCUGCCCUCUUUAUGCAUACAUGUAGAUCGUAUCAGGGUGACCAAAGAUGGCCUUAAAGAUAUUUUGGAUGUCCUGAAUUGCCCUUUAGAAGGACCUGACCAGCAGAGCUUGAUUCCUGUGGAAAGGUCAGACACGGCCUUCCUGUUGCUUGUAGGUCAGGAUGACCGCAACUGGAAGAGUGAGUUCUAUGCCAAUGAGAUCUCCAAACGCUUACAGGCCCAUGGGAAGGAGAAGCCCCAGGUCAUCUGCUAUCCCCAAACAGGGCACAAUAUUGAACCCCCUUACUUCCCACUGUGCAAGGCUUCCCUGCAUGCCUAUUUUAACAUGCCUGUCGUCUUUGGAGGGGAGCCCAGGGCUCAAGCCAUGGCCCAGGUGGAUGCAUGGCAGAAACUCCAGACUUUCUUCCACAAACAUUUGGGUGGUGAAAUGAGGACAAUCCCAGCAAAACUGUGAUUUUUUUUUUUUUUUUGAAUAGUGACAUUUCUGAUCCCUCCUGAGCAGGGCUGCCACUGUUAGGAUGUGUAUCCAUUUUUUUCUCCCUUUAAUAAAGUCUUGAAGUCUUCCUUACUGGUUGAAGGACAGCAUCUUUCCUACUUUCUUAUGGUGCUGAGGAUGGAGCCCAGGGCUUGUGCAUGGUAGGCUAGCACUCUGCCACUGGGCUAUCCCACUCUACCUUAGAGGGCAGUGAUUCAUUUAUUUUUUUUAAUUUUUCAUGUAAUAUAUUUUUAUCACAUUUUCUCCUCCUGCAACUCCUCCCAGAAUCUCCCCACCCAACUCUGUAUUCUCUCACUUUCAAAACCAAACCAAACCGUAAAAGCAAAAAAUCAAAACAAACAACCAUGCACACACACACACACACACACACACACACACACACACACACACCAACCAAACAAAUGAAAAACCAUGGGGUUCAUUUGUGUUAGCCAGCAACUGGGCAUGGGACCUACCCUGGACUGUAGUUGACAUGCAGUCACACUUCAUUCGAGAAAACUGAUUUUCUGUUUGUCACUGGGUAUCAAUUCUAAAUAGCUUCUUGGUUAGGAGUGGGGCCCCAUGUCCACUUUCCCCUCUCAGGGCUACGAUCCCAUCUGACUUGAACCUGUGCAGGUCUUGUAAGUCCUGCUCCAGUCUCUGUGAGUUCAUAUGUCUAUUAAUUCUGUCAUGUCUGGGGGGAGACUCAGCAUAUUGUCCCUUUCAGUGGCCUGCAUUGUGGAGCUCAGGCUUGUAAACAGGGACUAUGGGAGAAGGCUCUGGGACAGGGAAAUGGUUGCAUGCACUCCAAGACUUGGUAGUGCCAAGCACUAUGGCCACUGCCAGCAACUAGUGGUGUGGGACAGGAACAUUCAGAGGCUGCUCGUUGUAGCUAAUAGGUUUCUCCACCAACACAGUAAGCCAGAUCAAACUGAACUGAAAAAGUAUAACAGGGAUAUUUGAGCAAAGCAACCCCUGGGUGGGUUCUCCUGUCCCAAAGAUCAAGGCCAGAGAUGUCUCACCACCGAACUAAAGCAGGGAGAUUUUAUGGAUUGUAGGUGAGGGGUGAUAAGGUGUCCACCACAGCUGGGUUUGUGCCCAAGUAUGGUCAAAAACCAAGGGCUUAGGUGGGUGCCGUGUGAUAUUUUUAUCGUGUUCUGACAAAUAAAGCUUGCUUGGAGUCAGAGGGCAGAGCUAGCCACUAGCUCACCAAAAUUAACCACAGAGGUUUUGGAGGACUGUAGACAGACAGGACAGGAAGGAAGUAGUAAGGUGGGGCAAAGAGGGAUCUCGGCCUAUUUGGAGGAAGGAAUGGAGCAGAUGGGAAGGACUGGUGGCUUCUCUACUCUGAUCCUUCAGGUUCUUACCCCGAUAUCUGACUCCUGAAUUUUUAUUGAUAAAGAAUAAUUAGAAUAACACUUCAGGUAGAGACCUAAGCAGCUAGUAACUUCAGAGGAGGAAGCUGCAGUAGCCACCAAGAAUGUGGAACUGAGUUUUUUGGCAGGGUUUGGAGAGAGAGACAGGAAUGGGGCUUUCUAGAUCAUGGAGGGGUGGGCCGGAGGUGCCAACCAAACAGUAGCCCGCCUCUUAAAAGUAGCACUGAGAGAGAUACAGAGAAAAAAUCUUGACAGUUUUAGAUGCUGUGUACUGGCUUUUGAACUACCUGACUUAAAUAACUCUGGGGGUUUGAAUAGAAAUGGCCCCAUAGACUCAUGAACUUGAAUGCUUGGCCCAAAGGAAGUGGCACUAUUAGGAGGUGUGGCUUUGUUGGAGGAAGUGUAUCACUGUGGGGGCUUUGAGGUCUCACAUGCUCAAGCUGUGCUCAGUUUGGGACAUAGUGCACUUCCUGUUACCUGCGGAUCGAGAUGUAGAACUCUCAGCUCCUUCUCCAGCACCAUGUCUGCCUGCAUGCUGUCAUGUCCCACCAUGAUGAUAAUGGACUAAACCUCUUAAACUGUAAGCUAAUACCAAUAAAUGUUUUCCUUUGUAAGA